Rubroshorea leprosula is the source of this 4146-nucleotide messenger RNA. Lineage: Eukaryota; Viridiplantae; Streptophyta; Magnoliopsida; Malvales; Dipterocarpaceae. The record is from the annotation of a GenBank genome assembly.
UUUGUUUUUGAUAUGUAUUCCUUGGAAUUUUGUUCACCUAAUUCACCCAUUUGAGGUUAAAGUAUGUUUGCUGCCUCUCUCUGUAAUCUUAGAGGAUUCAUUUAGAUAUUGAUUGCAACAAUGAAAUUCUUGAACUUCUUUUACUAAGAGAUACCUUGUCAUCACUUCAGCUUGUUGUUGAAGUCAUAGAUGAAGUUCAGUAAAAUGAAUAAAGGUUAGGAAGUAUAUUUUCUAAUGCAUUGCCUAAUCAUCAAAUGAAUAAAAAAUAAAGCAGUAGAUAAUCCUUUGUUUCAGAAAUUGACUUCUUACUUUUAAUUUUUAGUUUUAAUUUUAUUCAUUAUAAGCCUUGAAAUCUGUUGAAGAUCCUGUUAAAGACAGCAGUUGAGAGUAGCCUUCGGUUUUACUGAGAGAAGAAGAAGUUAGACUCUUUCCAUAGAAAAAAAACUAGAAGAGACUGCCAUACUUGGGGAGGUAGAAUAGCCUAACUAGAGUCUAAGAUUUAACAACCUAAUUUGAUACUGUCACUGUUGAUUCCUGGUCCAAAAAGUCUUGGAAACAAAAUUGAUAUCUACAUGCAGCCACUCAUUGAAGAGUUACAACAACUAUGGGAUGCUGGGAUUGAAACUUUUGAUGCUUCUAAAGGGGAGAGAUUCCAGUUGAGAGCUGCAUUAUUGUGGACCAUCAAUGACUCUCCAACUCGAGCAAUGCUGUUCGGGUGGAGUACUAGGGGGGAAAAGGCUUGUCCAUGCUGUGGUUAUGACACAGAAUCUAUGUGGUUAUAUCAUGACACAGAAUCUAUGUGGUUAUAUCACAAUAGGAAAUAUUGUUAUAUGGGCCAUCGGAGAUGGUUAGAUCGAAGGCACGGUUAUCGACAUGAUAAAAAAACUUUUGAUGGAAAUAAGGAGCUUCGAAUGCCACCUGGUCGAAUAUCCGGAUCAGAAAUUUUGAGUCAUGCAGAUGAUGUGAAUAUAAUGGAAGGGGAGUCAAGUCAGCCUUUGAAAAAGAUUAGUAUUUUCUUCACUCUUCCUUAUUGGCAGCACAAUCUACUUCCUCACAAUAUUGAUAUGAUGCACACUGAGAAAAAUGUUUUCGAUAACACUUAUGGAACAAUAACUGACCAAGAUGGAAAAACAAAAGACAAUUACAAAGCACGUUGUGACCUCCAGGAUAUGGGGUUGAGGGCUGAUCUACAUCCAAAACCAAGAUCAAGCAAUAACUCUAAGUUGCUGCCCAAAGCUUGUUAUCAAAUGAUUGCAAAGGAGAAGGAUGCAUUUUUUAAGGUCUCAAAGGACAUUAAAUUGCCAGAUGAAUACUCAUGUAAUAUCUCUUGUUGUGUUCAAGUUAAACAACGGAAGAUAAUAGGACUUAAAAGUUAUGAUUGCCGUAUUCUUAUGGAAGAACUUUUACCAGUGGCAAUUCGAGGAUCUUUGCCGAAAAGAGUUGCUUCAAUUAUUAUUGAGUUGUGUCACCUUUUCAAAUGCUUGUGUACAAAGGUUCUCAAAAAAUCUGAUGUUGAUGAGUUAAAGUCUCAAUCUGCAAUAAUUUUGUGUGAAAUGGAAAAGAUCUUCCCACCUUCAUUCUUUACUGUGAUGGUGCAUCUUAUCAUGCAUUUGGCAGAAGAGGUAAAGCUUGGUGGGCCAGUUGCUUAUAGGUGGAUGUGCCCCAUUGAACGGUUUCUCCUUACACUUAAGAAUUAUGUUUCUAAUAAAGCUCAUCCAGAGGGAUCAAUUGCAGAAGCUUAUUUGUCAAAUGAGUGUUUAACAUUCUGCUCAAGAUAUUUGGAAGGGGUUGAGACAAGAUUUAAUAGACCUUUACGUAAUGAUGAUGAAGAUGAUAGGGAGCAUUCUAAUGAGGUUACAAGAAUGGAACAACAAGGUUAUGUUUUUUCUGAAAAAGUUAAGUGGCUUUCAAAAGGACCAAGUGAUGUUGCUUUGACGUAUUCUGGAUAUUUGUGUGAUUGGGCGGACACCCAAAGAGGAUGCAAGAAAGAUGAAUUUGGUUUUACGUUGGUGAAUUUCAAUCGUUUAUCUCACACUGGUAAUAAUCCUAGUGAUGACCCCUACAUAUUUGCCUCUCAAGCUAGUAAAGUGUUUUACAUUGAGGAUGCAAGAGAAAAAGAUUGGCAAGUAGUCAAGCAUGUAAAGGUUAGAGGUGCUUUUGAUUUGGGAGAAGUGAUACCUAUUAGAGAAGAUGAAGUUGGUGGAACAGACAUGGCAUCCACUUGGGUUAGGAGAGAUACCGAGGAAGAGGGGAUUAUUGUGACAUCAGAUAUGGAACCAAGCCAACAACCUGCUCCAUCUGGAAAUAAUGUGGGUGAGUCAAACCAUCAACAUGCUGUCCUAGAAGAAACAAAUUCUAGAGCACCAUCUCCACCACCUAGAAAGCCAAGAGGUCCAACAUUGUUGUCCCACAUAUGGGAGUUGGAUAAAGGUGCCAAGGUCAACGUCAUGUUUGAUGCAAACUGCCACCCAAUUGGUAAAGAAGGCUGCACCUUGACUCGAUUCAUUGGUACUAUUGCAAGAAAAUCAGAUGUUGCACCUAUUAACUACAAGGAUUGGAGGGAUAUGCCUCAAAUUUAUAAGGAUGACAUGUGGAAGAUUAUUGAGGAACAAUUUGAAGUGCUUGUUGAAUAUUGGCGUAGUGAGAAAGGAGAGAAAAUUAGCAAACAGAAUAAAGAAAACAGGCUAAAACUGGAAGAGCCCCAUUGCCUAGGCACCAAGACUUUUGCACGAUUUGUCAAUGAGAAGGAAAGCUCUGCUGAAGGGAGAAAGCUGUCAAGGGCUAAACUCUACAUUCAAAGUCGAACAAAAAAGGAAGGGGGACCUGAACAACUUAAAAACUACAUGAGUGAGUCUACUUCUUCUGCAAAUGCAUUAGAGGAAAGUACAUAUUGGAAAGAUGAUGUACUCUCUAAGGUGAAGGGAUCUGACAAGAAAGGAAGGGUUCGCUGCUUAGGGAAGGUCCCAACUUCUAAAAAAUCUGUCCCUUCCACGUCUGCAAAUGGCAAUGUUGAGGAAAGGUUGAGCGAGGUGGAGAAUAUGUUGAGUGGAUUAAUGCAGCUAGUGAAGGCAAGAUUCCCGGACGAGAAUAUCACAGAUAUUCUACAGGCUGCCAACCAAUUAGGUGCUGCCAACAGAUUGGAUAGGGAGGUUCCGGAUGCUAAUAGUGGGCAAGGCUUUUCCCCAAAUAAUCGUUCCUCUUCACAAUCAAGCCAUCACCUUUUGUUUCGGCAAAAUGAAAGUAAUGAAGAAAAUGAUGGGCAAAGGGAUUGAAAGGCAUGUUUGUGUCUCCCUGCUUGACAGUUUAAAGAAUAAUGACUUUCUAGUUUGAUAGAUGCAUUUUCUUUUAGAUAAUUUUACAACUUUCGAUAUGAGACACAAGCUAUUUUUUCAAAGUUGGGAAUUGUAUGAAAUCUUCAAUGCUUUCAGCUUUAAUUAUGUUCUGAAUCAAAUCAUGGGUUACGGCAAUGUUUUGUUGCAACUUUGUCUUGUUCAAAAGAGGGCAAUUUGAGUUCUGAUUUGUUUGUAUGUGUUAAAGAAUGUGUUUUCUUGUGAACGUGUGUUGGUUUAUGGUCUUCUAAUUUGUUCUAAGUGAAUGUGUGAUAUGGAUGGUUCAUUCCUAAAUUCUUACCCAGAGAAUUAUGAUAUGAAUGUUUGUCCUGUAUAUUCAAUGUAUUUCAUACAUGUAUAUACCCCAUUAGUCUGGUUUUUUGACAAGUCUCUGACUUUGUUUUAUAAUGUAGUCUAGUUGGUUGAUGAAUGUAUGAAAGUUUAGAUGUGAGUUCUGGGGUGCUGUGCUUCUUGUUUGGCUCAUAAAGGCUUCCGCUUGUCACUCAAUCAUUAUCAUACUAAUUGCAAUCUUUGGUUUACUAUUUAGGAGGUUGUGUGAUAUAUUUAUUCUUUGAAAUUUUGCAUUUUUUUUCUUGUUAAGUUUCUGACAAUCUUUCCCCGAGACAUGAAGCACCUUUCUAUACAUUUCUUGAACCUGUAUGUAGUUUUAUCAACUUCAAAUGGAUUUGGUGUUGGAGUUUAUGUUUGAUUUUGAGGGCUAGCUGUUAGGGUUCAACUAUGUUUUCUUUUUUUUUUUUUAGUUUUUAUUUUUGGUUUGCACUUUCCCAUUUUGUAAUAAGAAAUGCAUUUCCUUUCC